CGUGCGCGAUACUACGAGGUAUGUCCAAAGGACUCCCGUCGUUUUUCGUCAGCUACCCUUUCUGCACCCCGUUCCCCUCGCGCAAAUCGCCGAUUUAAUCAAACUCGUCGCGGAAAUGGUGAAAAAGUGUAAACAAGACGAGACGUGAGGCAAUCGAGUCGACGGUGUCGAUACACGGGGCACCGCGCGCCACGUGUCCACCUCGGUGGCGACGGUGGGCAGUGUGGGCGCACACAUGCCAGUCUAAAAAUACUCGCAGUCCGGCGGGAGCCGUCCGAUCGCGUCGGUCCGGACUGAUCGAUCUGAGGCGCAAGAGGACAGAGAGAUGGAUCUGACGCGGUAUCGCAAAAUUAUUAUCUACGCGCUGACAUUCCUGGCGUACGCCUGGUCCGGCUACGGCUCGGGGCUGCUGACGAAUCUACGGGACGCCGUGCUGGCGGCGGAGACGGUCUUCCAGGACCUCUUCGCCAAUGCCAUCACCGUGGCGAAGAGGAUCAAGGACAUACACGAGGUGUUCGACGCCGCCGUGGAGGAGAACUGCGUCUUCAAGUGUCCCGACGGAUCCACGCCGAAGGCUGACUGGAAUCACAAGCCGCAGAGCGACGGAUGCGGUUCCCUCGGUAUCCAGGUGAACCAGGAAUACCUUCCGCUCGCCGAAAUGACCAAGUGCUGCGACCUCCACGACAUUUGCUACGAUACUUGUAACACGGACAAGGAGAAGUGCGAUCUGGAAUUCAAGCGAUGCCUCUACAGAUAUUGCGACACGUAUCAAACCACCGGCAUCAGCAUCGUCAACACGUGCAAAGCUGCGGCGAAAGCCCUGUUCACGGGGACGACCGCGCUGGGUUGCAAGAGCUUUCUCGACGCCCAGAAGCAGGCUUGUUACUGCCCCGACAAGCGUAGCAGAAACAAGAAACCGAAGAAGGCGGCGCAGGCCGGCGGGGAAUUGUAAUCUCUCAUACUGUAGGCGAUUUUUUGCCGACUGCUUGGUACAUAUACCAAAGUGUACGCGUCAUGAAUGCUUUCCCAUACAGCACCAAAGCUUUCAGAAACAUUUCAGAAACAUUGCAACAUUGCAACAUUGCAACAAUGUUUUCUGAAAUAUUUCUGAAAGCUUUGGUGCUGUAUGGGUUUACACCUGAAGAAAGACGCUAAAGAGAGCGAUAGGAAAAUCUAUUUUAAUAAAAUGAAUUUUUCUAUCGGAAUAUAUUGAACUUAACGGCUGUUUUCAGGUGUAAAAGCAUUCAUGACGCCGAGUGUACGCUUCGGUAUAUGUACCCAAAAAUCGCCUUAAGUUUUACGCAUAAUGUAAAAAUAACAAUAUUUAUACUACAAAGCGUAUUAAAUAGAACGUAAAUUUCUAUAGAUCCUGCUCGAUAAUAGAUCUAGAAUUUUUGUAAGUUUGUGUAUCAUAGCUGAAUUUAAUUAAUAAGAAAUUUAAGAAGAUUAAGCGCGAGAAACGUGAAUUUUAUAUACAAGGAUAGGGGACUACGUUUCUCAAUUAUAACAAUUGUUACUAUUGUUAAUAAAAAGUUGUAUUAAAUCUUCGUCGUCCUCUCGGUCCGCCGAUGUCUCUUUUCUGUUUGCCGGCUUCCUAACUGACUUCUAGAAAAUUUUAAUCAAGUUCUCAAACUGUAUCGCUAUUUCAACAAUGAUGUUUUCGGUCUGA
Molecule: messenger RNA, 1669 nt
Organism: Vollenhovia emeryi
Lineage: Eukaryota; Metazoa; Arthropoda; Insecta; Hymenoptera; Formicidae
Gene: GXIVsPLA2
Product: group XIIA secretory phospholipase A2
Exons: 3
Coding region: 326-952 (208 amino acids)
Biological process (GO): lipid catabolic process; arachidonate secretion; phospholipid metabolic process
Cellular component (GO): extracellular region
Molecular function (GO): A2-type glycerophospholipase activity; calcium ion binding
Source: RefSeq, a predicted model, not a curated record